AAUCUCACCACCCAGCCAUGAGGUAUUUUACUGCUGCCUCGAGAUCAAAUUAUUACUGUAGAGAAGAUCUUUAUUUUUGUGUGUGUUUCAUUAAAAGAUUAUUAUAAAACAAUAAGCAUGCAGGAAGAAAAGCUGACUCUUUACAUUGGGAAUUCAUGAAUGCAUGUCUACUUGGAGUGUUUUUCUUGGCGGGGUUUGGGGAAAGAAAGGAGUUGUCUUUUUAAAUAGUAUUACCACCCCCACAAACUAAACUCUUCGGAAAUGGUGAAAAAAGGAAAUGCAUGAUCCUUCAGGCAUCCCUAAACUCCCAGGUGUCAGGCUAUGUGAUGUUGGUGAUCUCAUCGGACCUUUUGGACGGGUGACUUAUUAAGAGCUCCACUGCUGGAGAGCGUUGCAAGACUGAGAAAUAUCCGACUGCGAAUCUCGGGCAACGGUAUCCCUUGCAGCACAGAAGCAAUCUCUCCCCAUCUUCGCAUGUUCUGAUGGCAAACCAAAUGGAAGAAAAGAGGAAGCAUGACUGCAGAUCAAAUCAGUUCUGUUUGUGGAUUACAUUUUCAGUAAAAUGUAUGGAUAUAUGCAUUCCUUGUUCUUAUAUCUAGAUCAUGAGACUUGACUGAGGCUGUAUCCUUAUCCUCCAUCCAUCUAUGGCGAACUAUAGCCAUGCAGCUGACAACAUUUUGCAAAAUCUGUCUCCUCUAACAGCCUUUCUGAAACUGACUUCCUUGGGUUUCAUAAUAGGAGUCAGUGUGGUGGGCAACCUUCUGAUCUCCAUUUUGCUAGUGAAAGAUAAGACCUUGCAUAGAGCACCUUACUACUUCCUGUUGGAUCUUUGCUGCUCAGAUAUCCUCAGAUCUGCAAUUUGCUUCCCAUUUGUAUUCAACUCUGUCAAAAAUGGCUCUAACUGGACUUAUGGGACUCUGACUUGCAAAGUGAUUGCCUUUCUGGGGGUUUUGUCCUGUUUCCACACUGCUUUCAUGCUCUUCUGCAUCAGCGUCACCAGAUACCUAGCUAUCGCCCACCACCGCUUCUAUACAAAGAGGCUGACCUUUUGGACGUGUUUGGCUGUGAUCUGCAUGGUGUGGACUCUCUCUGUGGCCAUGGCAUUCCCCCCAGUUUUAGAUGUGGGCACAUACUCUUUCAUUAGGGAGGAAGAUCAAUGCACCUUCCAACACCGCUCCUUCAGGGCUAAUGAUUCCUUAGGAUUUAUGCUGCUGCUUGCUCUCAUCCUCCUAGCUACACAGCUUGUCUACCUCAAGCUGAUAUUUUUUGUCCACAACAGAAGGAAAAUGAAGCCAGUCCAGUUUGUAGCAGCAGUCAGCCAGAACUGGACUUUCCAUGGCCCGGGAGCCAGUGGCCAGGCAGCUGCCAACUGGCUAGCAGGAUUUGGAAGGGGUCCCACACCACCCACCUUGCUGGGCAUCAGGCAAAAUGCAAACACUACGGGCAGAAGAAGGCUUUUGGUCUUAGACGAAUUCAAAAUGGAAAAGAGAAUCAGCAGAAUGUUCUAUAUAAUGACUUUUCUCUUCCUGACCUUGUGGGGCCCCUACCUGGUGGCCUGUUAUUGGAGAGUUUUUGCAAGAGGGCCUGUAGUACCAGGGGGAUUUCUAACAGCCGCUGUCUGGAUGAGUUUUGCCCAAGCAGGAAUCAAUCCUUUUGUCUGCAUUUUCUCCAACAGGGAGCUGAGGCGCUGUUUCAGUACAACCCUUCUUUACUGCAGAAAAUCCAGGUUACCAAGGGAACCUUACUGUGUUAUAUGAGGGAGCAUCUGUACAUCUUUAGCCUUGUGAAACACUAACCUUCUCUACUAAGCAAUUGUGGCCUGUAGCCAUAUCUUGAGAAGAAAAUCAAGAAUGGGAUCAGCAGCAGUUACAAGGAUUUGAGCAACAUCCUGCAAUCUAUAAUCUUAUUUUAAAUCUCAAAGUGAUCCUGCUGACUGCUGGUGAAGGUUUGUAAUUAAGAAAGGACUGAACCACUGCCCUAAGUUUCUUUAUGUGGUUGAAAACUUGAUAGUGCAAAGUAGCAGGUGCUGAGUAUCAGUGCUAAAUGCUGAGUCUAUCACUACAUAUGAUCAAAACAUCAAAACCAAUUAGGAUUGGACAGCUUAAUAAAUUAAGUUGACAUGAGGUAAAUGUGUUGAUAAAAAACCUAAUUUUAGAAGUUUGAAGACUAAAACAUUUCAUACUAUUAUUGUUUUGCAAAGACUAAAAUAUUGGGGGACUUUGAAGUACUGUAAUCCACUAAAGAGCUGCCAUGAACUAUUGGAUUAUCACACUUACAAAAAAACAUCUUGUCAAUUUUGGGAAGCAUUCCAAAGCAGUAUAUUGGUUCCAAUUUGAGUUUACUUUUUUUUGUUUUUGUUUUUGUACUACUCUAUUACUAUUUUAAAUACCACUUUCUUUACCGACUAGUGAAAUUGCUAGCAUUGAACUGUAUUAUGUGGUUUUUGUUGAGUUGGUAUAAAGUUUUUCCAAUACAUUUCUAUUUUAUGAAUGCUAGAUAUUGGUCUGGGAGGCAACAUUAAUGGUACCAACUGGUCACAAUUGAGCAGUCCUAAUAAUGCAGAAUAAACACAUGUUGCCUUAAAGGGUUAUCUAGUAUCUUUCAUCUUAUUUAGCACUGGAGCAAAUAGUCAAGAGAAAUUGAGUCAGUAAUUGGUCAUGGUCAAGCAUCUGGAAGUGCAUGGAAGAUUAUUUAAUACUCGUUUUCCUUUUUUUUUUUUUUUUCACACAGUUUGAAAAAUUAAGGUGCACAUCACUGGGAUUAUAAGAUUUUCUUUCAAGGUGUGCUACCCAUUCUAGUGUGUUCUAAGAAGCAGACAGAUGAUAAUGUUUAUAGUUAAGUCAGCUAUCAGAGGGAGACCACAGCCUUAGUAUGACAUCCUGCACAAUUUAUGAAGCAUUCAUUCUACUGAAGGCACAGUCUUGUUUAUACUUUCUGCACAUUAAGUGUAUUGGUCGUUUAAAUUAUUUCAGUUUUAACUUGUGAAAGCUUAUAACAUUAUUUCUGGUAUUUUAGAAAUACAUUAGAGUCUGUGAGUCUCAUUCUUUAAGAUACAGAUGUGUGAAUUUCAAUAUAAAGUUGCAUUUGCCAAAAUUUACCCGUGUAGCCUGUUACUUUUCUUGGAAUAAAAUUUUACAUUUUUGGCAUUUAGCUUUUUUUUGGACUCGGAAACAAACACAAACUAGGAAGACUAGCUUUAUUAUUUAUUUUUGUGGUCUCUUGAUUUUUGAUUUUUGUAGCUGUGUGUUCUAGAACUAGAAUUGUAUGGAUGCUAGAGAGCCUUUUGAUAAACUGAUCAAUUAUAUUAUUUCCAAAAGCAUUAUUUGGUAACUUUAUCAUAAUUACCCUCUAUUCUUAUAUACUAGUUAUAUUUAGAGAGAUAUAUGCCUACUUAGCUGAUUGAUUCAGAACUUCAAUAUAAAUACCACAUUUCAAUUUUGGGAAUAGCAAAAAUUUUAGAUUCUAAAUAUAUAAUUUUAAGAAGAUGGUUUCAAUUAACAUUAUGACAAUCCAGAAAAAAAAGUAGCUAUGGCUUUUGUUUUAUGUUGGUUUUUGUUGUUGUUUCAUUUGGUUUUUAUACUUGAAAAAUAAGAUGAGGAAUGUAAUGGAACAGAACUCUUUAUUGCUAUAGUACUUUGUUAAAGAGAAAACCAAUAUAAAUAUAAAUAAGGGAAAAUAAGUCACUAAAAUAUUUUAAUGAUAUAUGCAACUAUUCAGUUUUGCUCCUGUAAGGAUAGCACAAGCCAUGAUUUUAGUGAGUCCUCUGUUUGACCUCAUAUUUACUUUAUACCAAAGUUGAUUGGAUGUAAGACAAAAAUUAAUGCACAACAGUGUGUUGAAUCUAGAAUAUGCGUCCCUUUAUUAUCUGAACUAUAAUAAAGAAAAUGCUAUCAAAAGAUGUUUUGAUAACAUUAUGGCUCUAACUAAAGUUAAUACAAUAGAGACAUAAUUGCAAUUACUAUACUUAUGGAGGACCUCAUUUAAAAGUUUAAAUAUCAUCAGCAAGCAGUAGAAAAAUUAGCAAUAAUCUCAAGGCCUGAGAGACCAGGUUC
Molecule: messenger RNA, 4052 nt
Organism: Chrysochloris asiatica (Cape golden mole)
Lineage: Eukaryota; Metazoa; Chordata; Mammalia; Afrosoricida; Chrysochloridae
Gene: GPR85
Product: G protein-coupled receptor 85
Exons: 3
Coding region: 645-1757 (370 amino acids)
Biological process (GO): G protein-coupled receptor signaling pathway
Cellular component (GO): plasma membrane
Molecular function (GO): G protein-coupled receptor activity
Source: RefSeq, a predicted model, not a curated record